Mauremys mutica (yellowpond turtle) is the source of this 2478-nucleotide messenger RNA. RefSeq names its product membrane associated ring-CH-type finger 4 (gene MARCHF4). The transcript is spliced from 4 exons. Gene Ontology annotation, biological process: protein ubiquitination. Gene Ontology annotation, molecular function: zinc ion binding; ubiquitin-protein transferase activity. The coding region runs from base 78 to 1247 and encodes 389 amino acids. The record is from RefSeq and is a predicted model, not a curated record. Lineage: Eukaryota; Metazoa; Chordata; Testudines; Geoemydidae.
GGGGGUGGGGGGAGAAUCUAGCCAGCAGCCCCCUGGCUCCUCUUUCCCGCCCGUCCCUGCCUGGAAAGGGAAGGCACAUGUUAAUACCCGCCGGUGGGGUCGGUGUAUGGUGCUGCUGCUGCUGCUGCGGAGUGCGGAGCCCGAGACAGAUGUUGCGCCAUCAGAGCCUCCUCAAAUGCCGCUGCCGCAUGUUGUUCAAUGACCUGAAAGUCUUCCUGCUCCGGAGACCCCCCGCGCCCCCUCCUCCCCUCCCCAUGGACAGCGGAGCCAACAACAACACCCUGCCCGCGCUGCAUGGGGGGCGAGGGGGCGGCUGGAGGGCGCCGGCCGCAGGGGGGGGCGGCCCGGCCAGCCCGCCCGAGGAGGAGUGGAGCAGCCCGGCCGGCGAGCCCCCCGCCUCCGCCAUGAGCAGCGCGUCCUCGGAGGACUUCUGCAAAGGGAAGGCGGAGGACAGGUACUCGCUGGGCAGCAGCCUGGACAGCGGCAUGAGGACCCCGCUCUGCAGGAUCUGCUUCCAGGGGCCCGAACAGGGGGAGUUGUUGAGCCCGUGUCGAUGCGAUGGAUCGGUGAAAUGCACGCACCAGCCUUGUCUGAUCAAAUGGAUCAGCGAGAGAGGCUGCUGGAGCUGCGAACUGUGUUACUACAAGUAUCACGUCAUUGCCAUAAGCACAAAGAACCCUCUGCAGGUAAAGUGGCAGGCCAUCUCUCUGACAGUCAUUGAGAAGGUUCAGAUCGCAGCAGCCAUCUUGGGUUCCCUCUUCCUCAUCGCCAGUAUCUCGUGGCUCAUCUGGUCGACCUUCAGUCCUUCCGCCAAAUGGCAGCGCCAGGACCUGCUCUUCCAGAUCUGCUAUGGAAUGUAUGGCUUCAUGGACAUUGUCUGUAUAGGUCUAAUAAUACACGAAGGGCCCUCGGUUUACCGGAUUUUCAAACGGUGGCAGGCGGUAAAUCAGCAGUGGAAAGUGCUGAACUAUGACAAAACAAAAGACAUGGAGGAUCAAAAAACAGGGACCAGGACAAACCUCCGAACCUCCUCCCAAACCAACCAUUCGUCCUCCACCGGUGGUACAGCCAGCAACUCCGCUCCAGCCGACAACGGGGUCCGGGGCACUAGCCACGCCACCGGCACCCUGUCUGACCACCACUGUGCUUACACCAUCUUGCAUAUACUCAGCCAGCUGAGGCCUCACGAACAGAGAAGCCAGUCUAGCACUAACAGAGAGCUCGUCAUGAGGGUCACAACAGUCUGAGCAACGGAAUUCAGGAGGCCUUAACGCAAAGUGGAGGAGACAACUCAAGAGCAGAGAAGCAUGGUGUGCCUUUCAUUUUCUGGGUAGCUGCGCAAGGCGUAUAAGCAGCGCUUGGCCAACUGAGGAAGAAGAAGGUGGAGACAGAGCUGCACACACAUGCUAAAGAGGUUAACGUUUUCCAGCCAGUAAAUAUUAUUUUUUAAAAAAACAACAAAACAAGUGCAAUACGGACUAACAACUGACUAGGUGGAGGUUUGGGGAAGUAGAGAAACAGCCGGUAUUAGCAUGUCUUACAAGUUCUAUUAGCCGGGAUGGGUAAUGUUCUGCAAACACACACACGCCCCACACACACACCCCACACACACACACACAGUGUGGGAUGAUUACAAACAGAAGGGGAAUGAUGGAAGCGACAUAUUCGGAGGAGUUUUCAGAUUGUGUUAAGCAGGGAUCUGAGUCAUCGUUUUGUUUCAUAAAUCAUUCCGGAGCCCUGUAUUACUUGCGAUAGAGUAUUUCCACUGAAGUGGCUGGGGAUUUUUCAGUUUUAAUAUUAAAAAAAAAAAUCUGUCCCUAUUUCACCAAAACAAAAAUUGGCAAGAGGUCUGGAGAAUGGCAUUGGGAGAGGGGUUGACGGACAUUUUUUUUUGGCAAAGUUUGUACAAAUGCGCUGUGGGUGUUUGAAGCACAAGCACUGGUCCAAUGACCCCCAAAUCCCACCUUCAUACCGUCCCACUCAUAAAAACCAUCCUCCAGGCGGACUUUGAGAAAGGAGGCUGCUCCAGGUUAAUUUCCUCUCAUACCCUGUCACCCCCAAUUGAUUACAUUAGGCCACUCCCAUCUCCACGGCUUUCUCCUGCAGCUGUGAUUCAGACUUUCAUAAGGGGGGGGGUUAAUCUUUAUAUCCCUGCUGCUCAAUGUACAAGAGAGUCUCACUCAAUCAUAUAGGGUAAGCCCUCGAUAUCCAGUUUGCUGAACGACUGAGUGGAAAAGACUAAAUCAUGAGCUAACAAAGACUUAGUCUGAAGAGGGAGCACAGUCUCUGAGUGAAUAUAUUAUGCUUUUAAUAAGUCGCCUUCUCUAGGAGCCAUCCAUGAAAGUACCAAUUGCUCUUCAGAAACAUCUUCUUUCAAUGCACAAUGGCUGAAUCAUUUGUGGGUAUUAAAGGGACACUGUCACGUACUUUUUAAAUAGUUUUUAGGGGCUUUUUUUUUACUCGCCAUCGUUUGUCAUA